Molecule: messenger RNA, 878 nt
Organism: Bursaphelenchus okinawaensis
Lineage: Eukaryota; Metazoa; Nematoda; Chromadorea; Rhabditida; Aphelenchoididae
Source: the annotation of a GenBank genome assembly
AUGGUCGUAAAGUUCCUAUUCUACUUCAGCAUUUUCUUCGUACGUUACCAAGAUGUUUCCGCCGGUUUUGGGUAAGUUAUUGUCUACAAUACAAAACUAAAAAAGCCCACUACGCCUUGUUACCAUGCCAAAUAGAUUAUCCCCAACUCACUUAUCACUGAUAAUUUAGAGAUUAUGAAAUAGAAGCUAGAGGAAAAUUAAGUUGUCAUGGAACACCUUUAUACGGAAUGCAAUAUGUUGUAAGUUUACUUUUUGACAUUUUAACAAUUGUAAACCCGUUUUAGUUUAAACUUAAAAGAAAACAUACUGAGUAACAUUUCUAAAACCAAAAUACCUAAUUUUACAUAUUAUCUACGUAAUUUCAAUAAAAACUAACAAUUGCAGACUGUUCAACUCUACGAUGACGACCGUUUUGAAGAUGAUCUUCUCGGAGAAGAGAUAGUAGACGUUAAAGGCUACUUCCACCUUGUCACCGAAACAAAUGACUGGUUUGGAGUUAAUCUCGUGCUCGUUAUGUAAGUAAAUAAAUCUUAUUACUUUAAGAAGUAUUAAAAUAUUUAAAAAAUUAAACGUGAUGUCAAAUUAACACAGACAAGAUUUUAAACAUCUUCUUAAUAAAAGAUAUACCAAUAUAAAUAAGCCCUUUCAGAUCACAUACCUGCCACAAUAUAGACCAUAGGUGUGCUAUGACAAUAUUGAGACAGUAUGAAGCUGACAGUUUUAACUGUGGUAAACGCGUUUGUCUUGACUUUGGCGAUAUCGAGCUAUCCGAACAAAAAGUACAUCACACCGAUGUCUUCGAACGUCGGUGCUACCCUAUGCGUCACUAUCACGAUGAAGACGGAACUUGGGAAGACGAAAGAUGGAAACAUUUGUAG